UAACAAAUAUAAAACAUGUUGAAUUGACACGCACCCUACGUCCCUACGCAGCCAAAUUAUUUGCUGUCCCUUACUAAUUUUAGUCCAUCAAUCACUUUUUUUAAAUUUUUUUUAUUUUAUCAAAGUCCAUCCAUUACUUUAAUGUAGUAGCUAGUUAUAUAACUUUUCUUCUUAUAUUUUCUUGCAAAACAAACACGCUAGCUGGCACGCAAUUUCCAAACACACUGUAACAAUGAUCGAUUCAGUUCCGGCUCCUGAAGUCGAUCAUGGAUAUUCAUACACCACUCUCACCGUAGAAAAAAUAUGCAGCAUCGUAAAUUUAAAGCUCAAGACGCGCGAGAUGUACUUUUUCUGGAAGACGCUUUUUGAAGAUAUCUUCAAGCGUUACGAGCUCACUGGCAUCGUCAACGGCAGCGAACCCUGUCCCGAUCGGUUCCUCAUUCAUAAGAACGGAAACCUCACGAAUCAAGUCAAUCUGGCCUUCGAUGUUUGGCAUGAGAAGGAUCAGAAGAUCAUAACGUGGAUCAAAUCGACUCUUUCCGAAGACGUGGUGCUCCCACUAGUCACAACCGGAGUCAUACCUUCGAAUUCGUCUUGUGAGCUUUGGCUUAGCCUCAGGAAGAGAUUCGCAGUCGCGGGGGUGUCAGCCGAGUACAGGAGAAGUCUGGCCGCGGCCGCCUUGGCAACCACCGACAUUUGUGACGCAAAUCCGGCUCGGUUGGAGAGCGGGGACUUGCGUCUUUUGGAGCCAAAUUUUCAAAGAUUCGGAAAAUGGCACGCGUUUUCGGGUCGGGUGCUGACCUUGAAGGUGUUUGAGGACAACACGUUGGUGAUUGAAGCUUUGUCGAGAAAAGGGGAGGGGAGGGUGUUGGUUGUGGACGGCGGAGGAAGCAUGAGACGUGCCGUCACCGGAGGGAUGCUGGCCAAGUGUGCCGAGAUUAUGGGGUGGGCUGGGAUUGUGGUGAAUGGGUGCGUAAGAGAUGUGGAUGAGAUCAAUGAAUGUGAGAUCGGGGUGAGAGCUUUGGCGACUUGUCCGGUGAGACCGAUUAAAGGUGAAGAUGGGAGUGGCCAGAAGCAUGUUGAUGUCAACAUUGGAGGAACAUGGAUUCGUGACGGGGAAUGGUUGUAUGCGGAUAAUGAUGGCAUCCUUGUCUCCACGACUAAAUUGUCAAUUUGAUUUGGUUUCAGUACGUAAUUCAGUCGAUCAUAAGGUUGUACCAGUAAGGUUAGUCUCAGAGUGUGCACCUCGAUCAUUUUGUUAUCAUGGUAAUAAUUAUGGGUUCACAAUCACCAUAAUAUGUCUUGGAUCUGGCUUAUUGUCCAGGCCAAAAUAAAGUGAAAGCCCGUUGCUUCUUUGGUUUAA
Rosa chinensis is the source of this 1363-nucleotide messenger RNA. Its product is annotated as putative 4-hydroxy-4-methyl-2-oxoglutarate aldolase 3. NCBI's taxonomy places the organism in Eukaryota, Viridiplantae, Streptophyta, Magnoliopsida, Rosales, Rosaceae. Gene Ontology annotation, molecular function: ribonuclease inhibitor activity. The record is from RefSeq and is a predicted model, not a curated record. The transcript is spliced from 2 exons. Bases 233 to 1177 code for a protein of 314 amino acids. Gene Ontology annotation, biological process: regulation of RNA metabolic process.